AUGCCGAUGAAAGAUCAGGAGGGCGACCGCUCAGAUGCAAGACAUUUUAUCCAGUCUCGCGCCGAAUACAUGGAUCUCAAAGAAAUAAGUGCCGAACGCAAUACUAAGGAACAAAGCGCUCAUCAAAUGGUCGAUUACGCGCCUCUACAUCCAUCAACACGCUCUUGGGAGGUGCCAAGGGAUCACGUGUCUGUAGAAAAAAUCAUUGGUAAAGGUGCUUUUGGUCAGGUUGCUAAGGGAACAGCUGAGCAACUUCGAGGGAGACCUGGGACAACUACAGUGGCUAUUAAAAUGCUCAAAAGUAUGAUGUUACAUUUCUCAAAAAUUGUUUAUAUCUUCUGAAAUUUUCAUGUUGGCAGUAUUGGUUCUUACUCUCCAUGCUUUUAAGAUGCUUCCUACUGUUUUUAUUUAACUGUGAGAGUGAUAAUACUUGCAGUAUUAGACACGCUUGACGCGCGUGCAAAUCCUAAGCACUGUAAGUGUGCAACGGUCAAACUGCACGUCACUACGCGCACCUCAGUGUAUUAGAAAAUGCACGCGUGACAAUGAAACGCUAACUUUGUGUAAAUGUGUAACCUACACAAAGUUAGUCAUCUCUAACUCAUUUAAUGCAUGUUCUGAGACAAAAGUAUGUGUAAGAAAAACAAACAAAUUGGAGUCAUUCUUCUUCUUAAGAAAUCAGACGAGAAUGAGCGAGUCACUGUAUUUUUUUGGGUCUCUUAUGAAUUGAAAACAUGUGUGUUGUGACGAUAAGGUUUUCGCGCACUAAAUUUGACUUAAAAUUUGAUUUGAAACGUACAAGACGGGGGGAAAUAACUCGGUAGAGACCACUCGGCUUACAAGAACGGAAACGUCACGACUUUCCGGCACACGGAGAUCUACUUCGAGCGAGCUUGUAUGGACGUCGAGGAUGAGACAGCACUUUGGUUCCACAGUAGACUUUAUUCGUAGAGCACUCUUAACACACGUCAUGCCAGAGUCAAAACGAAACUUGUCAUCAUCACGCGGUCGUCUAUGUAAUCGGCACGCCGUCGUGUUUAUAAUCGGUACGCCGUCGUGUAGGUGAUCGAAAAAACUUUGCAAAGUACGUGCUUAAAUAUAAACUGGUGUGAGGUUCCAUUGUUCUCUAAAUCUACCAUAUUUGAACAGUAUAACAAAAGAGGCGGAAAAUGUUUCUUUGAAGUUAGACAAAAGCUAUCCUAAAUAUUCCAUCUGUUUCUACGACGAAAAGAAUGUAAAACUAAAAAGACGGAUGCAAUAAACUCGAGGCCAUUAAAAUUAGGAAACUUAGGUGAGAAUUCACAGCUCUGGUAUAGAAAAUAUACCUAUCUUAAUUGCAGUAGAGCAGCUCAGCAAAUAAAAGUGGAAAAGUAAUUAAAAGUUUCUGCUUAUCUAUGCAAGGUUGGUGUGGAAACUAUCGUAUGAAAGGAAAUUAAAAUUACGAGUAUAAACUCAGCUGCUAACUACCAUGAGAACCAAUUUUUCCAGAAAGACCGUUAACACUCAUAUUUACCUAAUAUUUCACCAAUAAUGAUGAGUGAAGAAUAAUCGCCGUUUUGAACUGGUGAUUCGCCUCUUUGAAGCAGCGAUUGUACUACUUUCCAAAGAAACUGCCGGCUCAUUAAGCCCAAUAGGGCUUCCAUCAUUUCCAUGUUAGCAAUAUCUUUUUGCUUGUCUUCGUGCGAAGCAGUUUUACACUCGUAUAUUCCAGUGGUUUAACAGAAUAUUGUUUAGAGAUGGGCUCAUUUCAACCUACUUUCACCUUAAAUUCGAUCGUGUAGAAAUUUUGUCAUUUUUGACUUUGAGCCAUGGAAUACGUUUAAGCUUUCGUCAGUUGAAAAGAAUACUGAGAAAUCAAGGUCUAUUUCGAAGACGAAAUUAUAGCAACCCACAUGAGAUUGAAACUGGGAUUGUAAUUGGGAAAUUUGUAGAAGUGGGAGUUCCAUUGGCUAUAGAUUAAUGCACCACAAACUCAGAAAUGAUUAUGACCUUGCUGUUGACAAGGAAACUGUGCGCCUUAUUCUUAAAACCCUGGAUCCAAAAGGUUUUGAAAGAAGACCCAGAAGGCGUUUAAGAGGUAGGAAGUACUAUGCCAAAGGACCAAAUUACAUUUGGCAUAUAGGUGGAUAUGAUGAGCUAAAACCCUUCGGUUUUUGUAUUCAUGGUGCAAUAGAUGGAUACAUGCACAGUCGCCGCAUUUUGUGGCUUGAAGCCAGUAUCACUAACAAUGAUCCCAGCGUCAUAGCGGAGUACUAUUGUGACUGCAUAAAACAAGUGAGAGGUGCUCCGAGAAUUGUCCGCGCCGAUGAAGGUACGGAGAACUGCAAUGUUGCUGGAAUUCAAUGCUUUUUCAGAAGGAUUGGCAUUGAUUCCUUCGCGGGCGAUGAGAGCUUUAAUUUAUGUAUGGACGUUCAGUUUCCAAUCAAAGGAUUGAAGCUUGGUGGUCUUUUCUACGUAAAACUGAGUCUGAUUGGUAGAUCAAACUCUUCAAGGAUGCUCGGGACGCGGGCACAUAUUGCGACAGUAAUCCAAUCCAUGUGGAAUGCCCGAAAUUCUGUUUCAUGCACUUAAUCUAAGACGAGCUUAAACACGUGGCAGAAGAAUGAACUCUUCAUAGGAUUAGGCCAUGUAGAAAUUCCGACUCUCCAGCAGGUCGCCCUGACGUUCUAUAUUUUCUUCCUGAACUCGAAGAAGCCAAAGAUUACUCUACUCCAGUGCCAAGCGAUGAAAUCGAUCUAGCUAAAGAGGUAUGCUGUGAUCAACUCAAUGAACAGCCGGCCCCUAGAGAGUUCGUGGAGUUGGCUCACCUCAUCAUGGAUGUAGAGGAUCUGAGGAUGCCAGAUGACGCAGAAGAGGCACUGAGGUUAUAUAUAGAUCUUGUCUAUUGCCAAUCAUGGAAGUUAUCACAAAACGAAACGAAAUAGUACUCUUCCUGGUAGAAAGAAGCACUUUCUCAUUACUUUUCGUGAGCAUUCGGUCUCACGGCUUGAAAAACAGAUGUAGUUAACUUGCGCAUCAUGUACCACUACACGUUCAUACUAACAACAUGCACAUAAUGUAAUUAUACCCUGACAAUGUUACUCUAAAGAUGGAGAAAAAAUCCUUCGUGUCACGGUCUUCUUGAGGGAGUAGCACAUUUUAGAAUAACAACUAAAACUGACGUUUACACCGAAACAUAAAACAGUGAUUGCCAAAGAUGCAAUUUAUAUGUAUCUUUUCGCAGUUUUAAUUAACGAGUCAGAUGUAAAUUUCAAGAAAAAUAUUCUAGAGCAUACCUCUUUUCCCUUGUUUUUUUCCGUAAGUUAGAUAAUCAAGGUCAAGUCGAUUACUUUGGCAACGACUAAACCCUUUAAAAAAAAUCCUUAGCUGCCUCGUAACGUUUAAUUGAAAGUCUGGUUUCCCCCUAACUUGACUAAAGAUUGCAUUUCAGUGUUUCAAUGUAGUAAACUUGUACAUAAAAGAACCUCUGACAGUGCUUCCACCAAGAACUGUGGAGCCACUUGUUGAUAUUAUGUGCCAUGUGUAAGAUCGUUUUCGCAUGCGUCAAUUAUUAGUUUUUCGUGCGUAUCGAAACUUAGCUUUCUCUGUUCAGGGCCCUUUCCUUUUCGGUAGUUUAUUCUUCAUUUCGUCUUCGGACAGUGUUUUUUCGUCAAGCGCAGUUUUGCAGUAAUCGUAACAAUCUAGUUUUGUCGUUUCAAGUUGGCUCAGUGUAUUUCUUUCUGAUCACCUUUACUUCAUCAAUUGUGGUAAUUUUGUAUUUAUUUAUUAUUUUACGUUUCAACCCACAUCGUUCACCGUCAAUAAAUCGCCUAUUUUAUCAGUAAUUGUAGUGUUAAGAAGUUACGAUUGCCGCAGUCACACCAUGAUAGAACACUAAUAAAACCAAAUUUAUCAAAACAUUAACGAGCAUGCGGCAUUUAUCCUUGGUUCCUUUUUUGGCUUGCCUAUAAAACUUACAGUGUAUUUACGGUACGGAGACUCUGUAAAACCCACGGCUCACGAAUUAAACUGAGACCACAGUUCAUCCGGAUGAUUCUUAGGGACCCCAUCUACUAUCCAUUGUAAGAAACACAGGGGUCUCAGAACAAAAAUUAAUCGGCUAAGCUAGCUUAAUCAGUUUAUUUUUUUAAGUCUUCCCCCCAAGAGGGGCAAUCCUCACUUCAAAUCUUGCUAAAACAAGAUAUCUCCUAUCUAUGAUGCUCACCUUUUCGGUCUUCGGCAACAGGACGUGUCCAGGAACACUCUUAGAAGCUAGGGAAUACGCCCAUAACGCUCGACUUGCAAAAGAAAACCAUGAUGGCACUUGUGAUGAUGAAGCCGUGUGAAAAGAUUUUACAAAUUACCUCAAAGGCACUUCUAGCCCCAUGCAGAUUUGACGGCGAGGCAAAAGGCAACACGAAUUUUUCCCCAUUAAAGUGCAUAUCAAAGGAAAGCUCCUGAAAUGCGGAUCUAGAACAUAUCCUGAGUUAGGUCUCCACAGCAAUCUUCACGUACCUUCUUUGUCUGUAAAAGUGACUUUUAUAGGGGAAGACACCACUUCAUCAUUCUCAUAGUAUAUCAAAAAGUCGGGCAAUACUUUCUCUGGAAACUUGGACAGGCGCGUCACCGGCCAAUUCUGAAUAAAGUUUCUAGCGCAAAUUUGCGUUAGAAAAUAUCCUGUUGAGAUGCACGUACUUAAUAUUUUAUUCCUUUACAAAAGUUAGACUGUCGGCACUAGGUUUUACGACUUUCCGCCAUAUGGUAAUGUUUUACUGUAUUAUAAAUUUGUGAGCGGCAUCGAAUCAGUGAUGAUUUACAUGAUAUUUUGAUCAGGUAUAAUUUUCCAUUACCACCCAUACCCUGUGUGUUUUAAAAUGAGCCCAUCUCUCUGACCAACGUUCUGUUGAACCACUGGAAUAUACGAGUGUAAAACUGCUUUGCACGAAGACAAACAAAAACAUAUUGCUGAGAGAGAAACCAACAUGAAAAUGAUCGAAAUCAUAUUGGGCGUAAUGAGCCGGCAGUCUCUUUGGACAGUGGUACAAUCGCCAGUUCAAAGUGGCACUUGCGAACACCAGUUCAAAGUGGUGAUUGCCCUUUCAAAAUCUUAACUUGUUUUAUCUCCAGGUAACGCUGCAGAAUCUGACAAGAGAGAUUUGACGGCGGAACUUGACACAAUGAAGCAGCUAAAACCACAUCCUCACGUCAUCAAACUUUUGGGAUGUGUUACGGAAUCUGGUGAGCUGAUACUUGCAGCUGUUUACUUUAUUCGUGCAUGACGUCACACUUUUGGAGAUUAAUAGAAAACGGAGAUCACGAGGUUGUAGUGGGUUGAGUUUAUGAGGUUACUUAAACGCUUUUUUCAAAUGAAAUUCAUCAAAAUUGAUUUCCCGCCGAAACCGGUCAAAAGAAAGGCAAACUGGUUACUAGAUCAAAAAAAGAAACAAAAACAGAAAUAGUCUGCCAGAAUUCAAAGUACAUAUAUAUAAAUCGUGGUUAUAGUCUAUCCGUGCGGUAUAGUAAUCGAUGCGUCCGCAGAGCGUGGUAUAUCUGAAACUUGAACUAAUCAAAAACACAUGACUUUUUCUGUGACUCUGACUUUCAUGCUUACGCGAUCAUCAGAUAGAUCUUAAUGAAAAGUAUACCUCACUUAAUUUAAAUAAAUACUGAUUUAAAUCUCGAAAAUGCCCCCCUAAACAUGAAGAUCUAGAAAGAUUCGAAGCGGACCUCAUGGACAUGGUAAACAACAUCCAAUUCAGAGACACACAAGACGAAUUUCAAACCCAGCUAAAUAGGGACAUACAAAGAAUCAAAAGCUCUACGAAAGCCUUCAUCCCCGCCGACAAAACAACUAACCUCUACGAACUCGACGAAACUCAGCACGAAAAACUAAUGCAAAACAACUUAACGACAACCCACAAAGAGGCGAGCAAGGACUUUUUUUAACAAUAUUAGCCAAGAAGCAAAGGCCAUAGCAACGCAACUCGACAUCCAGGACCGAACUGAAGACUAAUCAACCCAGUCAAAAGCGAAUAAGUAAACAAAUUCUCCAAAGAAUCGACACCGACGUAAGAAACAAAACUUCACUUAACCAAUGGAAAAACUCCUCCACUGUAAUCGACUGAUUCAAAAAUAUCUUCGACAAGCAUCUACACACCUUCACCGUAUUCAACAUCGAAAGCUUCUACCCUUCCAUAUCUGAUAAACUACUGACCAACGCCAUCCACUUCGCUAUGAAACGCACCAAGAUCACCAAUUAAGAUAUCGAUAUUAUCAUCCUCCAGAAAAUCAAUUAUAUUCCACAACAGAUCACCAAGGGUGAAAAAAGACAACGACGAUUUGUUUGACGUAACGAUGGGAAGCUUUGACGGCGCAGAAGUAUGCAAACUAAUUGGACUUUCUAUCUUGAACGACCUUGCAAACAAAUACUGAACAAACAACAUCGGACUCAACAGGGACGAAGGACUCGCCAUUUUUAAGAACACCACAGGACCUCAAGUAGAGAGGACACAGAAAGAAAUAACAAGGCGCUUCAAGGAACACGGACCGAAAAUAACAAUUCAAAGUAAUUUAAAAUCACUUGACUACCUCGCUAUUACACUCAACUUGACGAACGGACUCUUCCAACCAUACAGAAGACCGAAUGACGAGCCGCUUUAUAUCAUAACCACCCACCCACUGUCAUCAAGCAAAUACCCGCAGCCAUCAAUCGCAAAUUAUCAUUAUUAAAAGAAAUAGUAAAAGAAACAUCAUUUGCUUUAACCCCCAAUACAGCAAAAAUGUCCAAACCAACGUCGCUAAAACCUUCCUCAACCUAGUCAAGAAACACUUCCCAUCAAACCAACAUCUCCACCCAGUCUUUAACAAGAAUAAUGUGAAAGUAAGCUACAGUUGCAUACCGAACAUGGGCAGCAUCAUUAACAACCAUAACAACAACAACACCGCAACGCAAAACGGAUGCAACUGUAGAAAAAGAAACCAAUUCCCGCUAGAUAACAACUGCCUCAUCAUUAGCGUAAUCUACAAAACCAAGGUGACCACGGACAAAGACAACACAGGAAAGAACUUCAUCGGACUAAAAGAAGGAACAUUCAAACAACGAUGUAUGCAACAUAGACUAUCAUUUCGCAACAGAAAAUAUGCUAACCGCACCGAACUAGCAAAAUUGAACAACCACUGUAUAUAUUUAAACUAAGUGAGGUACAAUCUUCAUUAAAAUCUGUCUGAUGAUCUCGUAAAGAGGGGGACAUGGUGGGUUCUAAAUACCGCAACACCGCAAACAAAAUAGAACAAACACCGCAUCACCGCAAGAAAUAUUAUCAACUCACCGACACCGCAAGAUUUACCUGGUCUAAAUUAAAAAAAAAAAAAAAGUCAUCACCGUUACUUCUACUUUUCAAACAAAAGAAACACAUCACAAGACAUUCCUACCGCAGUCUCCGUGUGUAAAGUUCCUUGCUGUCGCCUACAUUUCACUAGGCGACACUAAAAGAAGCCAAAGAAGUUACUGCUGCCAAGUGAUACGACAGUGUUUCCGUUAGGUCAGUCUUGCGUCCUCUGAAGUUAGAAUACAUUCUCAAAAAAAGUGAAGUUCACCGUUUGCUUCCUUUGAUCUCACGACUUUCGUUGUCUAAUUUUUUUUGUUUUAAAUCCAUUUUCUAUUUCAUAGAAAAAGUUAUACAUUUAGUCAUCGUGGUGACUAACACUAUACCAGCUAAGUUUAUCGUUUUUCUAUCGAUGUGGUCAACGAUGAUGUCGACUGGUUUUGCUUCAUCCUAUAAAGAACCGGGUGGUCCGCUUUCACUCAUUGGUUUAACAACAGCUGCGAUUGGCAUAUAAACUCAGGGAGAUUGCCAUGCUUUGCCAUGGUCGUCUCUUGGCGCACUCUCCGCUGUCGCACUGCUGCUCCGUACGCCGAAGCCCAAUUCCGCAUAAUAUCGCAAUUUGCACAUCCAGUAGUUCGCAAGAUUCCAACUAAAAAUAUAUAUUUAUUUUUAAGUCGACGUCUUCCUUAGCGUUGCCGUCCUAAUUGCUAAAGGUCCCCACAAGUGCCACAAGACGCGAGUUACUCUGCCCGCGAAAAUAUUUGAGACAAUUCAUCGCUAAUUUCAGUGCUAGACAAUUAUCUCGCUACCAGGAAUAUUUGCCAUCAGCGAGCUAGCCAUCAAGGCAAUCUCGCCACUACCAAGUCGCCAUCAGUAAACUCGCCACAAAGGUUGCUAGCUAAUUUGAUAUACAUUUAAAGCAUUAGGUGACUCUUCAGUUUGCUCUUGAGUCUCGUGGGCAUCGCCAUACGAAUACCACGGGAAAUACUGCAGAGCCUUACUAAAGGCUCGAUAGUUUUUUCAAGAUGGCGAAAGGUGAGUCAAAUGCGCGUAACGAUCGAAAAGGUACCAAUUUGAUCUGAUUUAAGAGACGACAAGAUAUCAAACAAGCUAUCAGAUAUAAAACAAAGUGUAGUCUGUAAAUAUUUAGAAUGUACAUCAAAGGGAAAGUGACAAUAAACAUUUAACGGAAUGAGAACGAAUAACAAGACCGACGAGAAAUGUUAUCGAUCGCAUGCAUUUUUUGUCGACAAAACAAAUGUUUCGAAGUUUGAAAGUUCACAAGGGGAUCCUUUUUUAUCCCAUAAAAAACAAGGAGCAACAAGUUAGAGCUCCAGAAAACGUAAAUUUAUUUAAUCAAACAUUUAAUAGCUCUAUUUCUAAAAACUACAACGAUGGUUACCGGAUGAGUGUUAGGUGACGAGGUAACACGUCCUGGUCUGACAGACCUGGCAUAAUGUAACUGGGGACUAGUUAGGCACCAUAGCAUUAGUAACAAAUAUAAAGAAAAUUUUUAACGUGAUAAAAAUCGUCAUCAUUUUUUACCUAUUUUCUUAGAGCCACUGCUGGUGUUGAUAGAAUAUGUUCCUUUUGGAGACCUGCUGGGUUAUCUGAGAAAGAGCCGUGGAUUAAAUGACACUUACUAUAAAGACCCGGAUAUCAAACCACAAACAAACCUGAGAUCACAGCAGCUGAUGAAGUUCGCAUGGCAAAUCGCUGAUGGCAUGAGUUACUUGUCGUCGAAAUCUGUAAGUUUAAGAAGUUUGGAACUAUUUGUCAGAUUAACUCAGAUAGAAAUGGUUCUUAAGGUUUUUUUUCCAGAAAUAAUUCUGCUAAUUAAACAUUUACAUAACAUGUAAUUGAGGAGUUUUGUAUCUGUCGAGUACUCGAGUGUCGAGUAGUGGAGUUAUCAUUAGCAGGGACACUUGUCAGCAGAGCACUCAGAUUUGAAUAGUGAUGAUAAUCAUAAUUUUUACAAUGACAUUGAUAGCAAUGAUGAUGAUGAUGAUGUCAAUAUUAAUGAUAGUUACAAUAAUGAUGAAUAUCAUUAUCCUUCUGAGCUGGGGUAAAUAAUUAGGAUUAGUGCUUUUGUUUGCUUGUUACAGGAGGAAUUUCGGAUUUCAUUGAUUUCAUCGUGGCUAUACUGCCUCAUAUUAGAGAAAAAGUCACAUAUGUCGUCGGAAUUAGUUAGUGAGUGUCCCGGUGUUACUUAUUGUUUUUUUCGGAGUAUCUCAGUAGUUUUAUAUUCGCACCGAGUACUCAGUUGAGUUCUUUAUUUUUGGGAUUCUUAGCUUAUUGCUUCUAACGCUUUUUAUGUUAUCAUCCUUGUAAGUCCGUAGGUAAGUAAGAAAUUCCGAGACUUUUUGGAGGCUGUUUAAGAAAUCCCAAGCAACCACUUUAGAAUUUACCGAAGUUAAUUUAAUCGAUUUCACCUUUAACAGCAGCUUCUUACAACUAAUACCUAGUAAUGUUGAAUCAAAUGUCACCUUAUGAGUCAACAGAUAUGAAACACGAGCCGUAGGAACAGUCAAAGUUCAUUGCUGAUUGACUUAACUCAAUCAUCUUAUGUAAACGUUGGCAGCUACCGCAUCUGAAAGAAUGUUCUCAAUAAUAAGAAUACCGAACCGAUUUUAACUGGAUGUUCCUCCGAUAUCUCCUAUAGUUUACCUCUGACUAUCUCCGUUGUUCAACGUUCGUUCCUCAUAUCAUCGAACACAACCGCAUUUGAAUCAGCAAAUUAUGCCCAAUAGAUCCGAAAAUGAACAUUUUUCAGGUUUUUCCGUGAUACUACGAGAACUAUAAACAUCUCAAAAUAAAUUCAUAGUCUCGCAGACGCAUAGUUAUAAUUACGAACAAAACCAUACUUUUCUUGCAGAAAUAUCUAAAUAGGUGUGAUCUGCCCGUCAAAGAAACUUUGAGGAAAAAUUUUCCUCUUUGAAGGAAGAACAUCAUAUCGUUUGAAUGCACCACAUAUACCCAAAAGAGUUGCUAAUUUAGGAAGCGAACAAUGAGCGAAGUUUGAUAGGCUGAUCCUAUUCAGCAGAAUGAUGGAACGGUAAAUUGGUGCAAUGGCAGUAUUGCGCACUAUCCAUAAACAAGCAAUGACGGAAUAUCCCAAAACGCGGAAUGCCUUGCUGUAUGAAACAAAAGUCUCACAAAGAUAGAAUUGUGAUGAAAUAAGAAUAUUACUUAAAAAUAACAGGUGAACAUUAAAGAGGAAUUGUGUAGUAAUUUCGUUAGUGCCCAUAGGAUGGAGAAACCGGGAGGCUUUUAAGCUGCUCCCUCUAAAUUGUCAUUAUCGUUAUUAUUAUAUUUAUUAUUGUUGAUAUGAUUAUUUGUUACCGUUUAAUUAAAUGUCAACUAAUCACAGGAAGUGAUAUGGGAAGUUUAUGUUUCAGUUUUUCCGUAUUACAGUGCUCGACACAUAGAAGUGGAGCGUGAUAUAAAUUGAGUUAGGGGGAAAAAAAGAGACUAAGCUUUGUUCCGACACGCCUGUUUGGUGAUUAGAUCAUGUUACGGGAAAAUUUACUGAUUUUCCGUGUGUUUGUUUGGAACAUAUUUAUUUGUAAACUUUUAGAAUUCAAUAAAGUUCUUUCAUUCUAGUAAGUAAAAAAAAAUGUAUAAAAACCACAGUAGCUUUUGGAAUAGAUUUUGCUUGUGUUUUGCUUUUGUUAUUUAUUACAGGGUUUUUUUAAGCUAGUAUAAGUGUUUAUGGUCUUUCUGGAAAAAUUGGUUUUCACGGUAGAUAGCGGCUGAGUUUAUACUCGUAACUUUAAUUUCUUUUCAUACGAUAGUUUUCACACCAAACUUGCAUAGAUAAGCAGAAACUUUUGUUUGCUUUUCCGUUUUUAUUUUUUAAGCUGCUCUGCUGUAAUUAAGAUAGGUAUAUUUUCUAUACCAGAGCUGUUAAUUCGCACCUAAAUUUCCUAUUUUAAUGGCCUCGAGUUUAUUGCAUCCGUCUUUUUAAUUUUGAGAUUCUUUCCGUCGUAGAAAUAGAUGGAAUAUUUAAGUAGCUUUCGUUUAAUUUCAAAGAGACUUUUUUCCGCUUCUUUGUGUUCUUAUUCAAAUACUGUGAUUUGUGUAACAAUAGAACCUCACACCAGUUCAUAUUUAAGCAAGUACUUUGAAAAGCUAUUUCGAUUACACACACGACGGCGUACUGAUUACAUCCACGACGGCGUACCGAUUACACAGACGACGGUGUGCCGAUUACAGAUUUAGUUUUGACUCUAGCAUGAUGUAUGUUAGAGCGCUCUACGAAUAAAACUCUAUUGUGGAACCAAAACGCUGUCUCUUCCUUGACGUCCGAACAAGCUCACUCGAAGUAGAUCUCCGUGUACCAGGAAAUUGUGACGAGUUUCCGUUCUCGCCAGCCGAGUGGUCUCUACCGAGUUCAUUCCCCCCGUUUUGUACGUUUCCCGCGAAGUCAAAUUUAGUGCGCGAAAAUCUAUCGUCACAAUCACUCCUCAGGGGAUUUUGUCUGAAAAUAUCAUAUGAUAUUAGCUCUGUUAUUGUUCAAUGCCAUAAAAAUUCUGCUUUAUCAGUAGCCACACGUAAUCUCAGACGGCCUUUUUUUCUCUCCAUCCGUUAGAUCAUCCACAGAGACCUCGCAGCUCGUAACGUGUUGGUCGGAGAAAGUGAAACUUGUAAAGUAACAGAUUUCGGAAUGGCUAGAAAUGUACAAGAGGAAAAUAUCUACGAGAGAAAGACAAAGGUAAUAAGAAAGAAAUAAGCUUUGCUUCAUCACAUGAAAUGUAUUUGUCAUAACUGUGCUCUAUUCUGUUGGAUCACUUUCAUUCACUUCUCCUUACGGUUAGAAUAGUUCAAAUAAUCUGAUUGGCUUUACAUGACUAAAGUUUUCAAAAAUGCCAAACCAUCAAAGUUCAAAAACCAUCAGAGGUCAUAUUCUGCAAUAAUUCACAAACUUAAAUAGUUUGGCAGGUCGAAACUAACACUUUUUGCUAGAAGUUUUUUAGUCUCUAACCUGAAAGUGAAAUGUCCACUGAAAUCCGGCCAAACUAUGACUCAUAAAAAAGCGACAUGACAACGGGGAAACAUAUUGCUCAAAGCGUGUGUUUUAUGAAUGAACAACAGCCGAAAUCAUCGGAACAUAAAAAUUGCUCGGGAUGACAGCGCCUUAAAACUCUGCUGCAGUGACUGAUGUGGCCUUCCACUCAACACAUCGGAAAUGAUAUCAGAGCAAGUUCUUAGCUGUUCACUCGAAGGGCGGCCGAUGUAAUUUCUGAGGCUUGCUUCAAAGCGAUGACCGGAGAUCGCCAUAAUGAGCUAACCGCGUUGGAUCUCAGCAUGAUCGCGGUCGCUUUGACACGUUCUUUCAACCAAUUACAGCACACGUCAUAUCCAAACUGAGUAUUCCAUCCCGAUUAAGGUGGACCUUUUGGAGCUCAAAAUUAAAAGUAGAUAUGCUAAGCAAUACCCUUAUCGAAAAACAAUGACCAUGUAGCUCUUUCAAGCUACAAAAUUAGCUCUGGAGUUAACGAUACUUUAUUCCCAAACGCGAUGCUUAUAAAAGCUGAAAAAGAAGCUCAGUUUGUUGACUUCAACUGAGCCCUUGCGACGUUGGAGACGGUAUCCGGUUUGAUCGCACCAUGGUUAGAUCGUUCCACUCGAAAUUUAGAUCGCUCUAUCAAAUUAGUGACUUCGCUACCAACAUAAGGUACUUUUCUCCGUGUGGUAAUGUGAAGUAUUACUUAUUAAUGACCUUUAAAGUUUAUCGGUGAUUAUGUGUCUUCCGACGAUUCGAGUACAUCGUAUUCACUCUGUCCUUCAGAUUAGCCACCGAGCUACCGAUGCAUGAUGUAUAGUGAUGGUGGAAUAAAUAAUCAUUCAAAUAAAUGAUCAUUCAAAUACCAGUACUGUCCAAUGUGGCCUUUUUGGCUUUUUGAUGUAAGGAAACUGGUUACUACCAUCUUUAAUUAAUAAAGUAGAUUACACUUCGUGAGUCCCUCACAUGAGGCUUUAUUUCUUCUUUCUGCGUAGCUCAUAUCUAUUUCAGGCGCACACGAGCAAUAUAAAUCGAUUGUUAGGUACAGUAUGCACGUUAUUUGAUGAGCUAUCAAUUUAAAUACCUUAGUUUUGUUACUUUUACGUUAAAUGUCCCAAAAAAAUGGGGGGAUGUUCAAAAGAGGAUUUUGUCACAGUUUUUCAAAAUCAUACAACUUUCAGAAUCUUCAACAAAAAGACGAGCAAUUUUCUUGGUCGUAAAGUUAAUUAAACAACAAUUCAAGCAUGCUGAAUCUACUACGCGUUCUCGUACCUGUAGGAAACUCCUUCAUUUUUCGAUUCUGAGCAGAAUAUUUUACGAUUCUUUGAAUAAAGACCUUAUCUCGAAAUAUUUCUUGUUCGUUUUGGCCUUGUCAGUUAUUCACAGCUGUUGGUUAGAACUCGAUUACCAGGUAAACCCGACACAGUUGUAAUAAACUCUUUUUUCGUGCACAAUUUGUGUCUGCAUGCCGGAGUUGCUCUCGUCUACGCCUCCAGAGACUCUUACGCUUCUCUCGUGCUCUCCAAACUUCGCACAAAGCAUGAACCAAUUCUUUAAUUUAACCGAUCGCUUUAGCUCUUGCUUUUCUUGCUAUUGAAAUAUCUGCGAGUCGAUUGACCGAUCACAUUUCCAUUUGAACAAAAACCCCUCAGUUUUCUGCGAAUUCUUCACCGAUCACAUUUUCGUCCCAAAAUUCAACCAGGUGUAAAGGCCACCACAUCCAGUUCAUAAUGAACCUCUAGCGUAUCGUCCGUCGGCCAGAUAAGAUAGGGAGUGAAAGAUGCAUGAGAAUAGGCUUAGUUCGUGGAGAAUGUAGAAAAUUAAGGCAAAAUUUAAGUUAUGAUGUGGCUGAUCACGUGUUGCAAAGACGGCGAAAAGCGCCCGUCAUUUUUCAAGGGAAGCAGCCAGUAUGCCUAUACAUGUAAUCGAUGAACUCACUUUGUGAAAUGAUGUCAAUUCUGGCAGACGCAGGGCGAGAUCAGCGGAAAGAAUCGUUUGCUGUAAGUUUAACAGGAUGGAAUGGUCGUCCUAGGUUGGAAGUAAGCAAAGGUCAGCUUGAGCAUUUAGAAUGGCACGAUUCUGGAUAUCUCUGGGAGUCUUGGCGCAAGCGUCAGUGCUAUUAAAAGGCAACUCUGAGAAUUUGACAUUUCAAGUCAAGGAACCGUGGUGAAGGUUACUGAUGCUAUGCUGAUCUUGAUACUGUUUUGCGGAACAUAUUUAGCUGAGUUUCCAAAGGCUGGGUAUAUAAGAGUGCUGUCCCAGCUUAAUUCUAGGUAGAAGUUUUGGAUUCUGUAGAUUUUGCUCAAUGGUGAGCAUUUGUGAAUUUUGAAGUUACCUAGGCAACAGAGUAGAAAAGUGUAGUUUCUUGGAAAGAGAUUGCCCCUUGGUGAGAAUAUUUGCUUCAUUGAGAAAAGAGUCACGGUUUAUGCACUGGCGAUCCUGAAUAUCAUAAAAGAGCGUCUCACAUGGUCGUUUAUCUUCCUCGGUCUCAAAGUUCUUAACUUAAACUUUUUUUCCAUUCAAAAUUUUAAGGGCCGCCUUCCAGUAAAGUGGACAGCUUAUGAGGCGCUGUUGUAUGGAAAAUAUACGACCAAAAGUGAUGUGUAAGUCCUGUGAAUUGAAUUUUUCGCCAUUUUCUAUUUUCAUAGCCGUAAAGAUGCACUUGUGGCAGCAAUUUCAUAAAAUCUAUUGAUGGUGAUCCACAAGUCUUUAGUAUAAUCAAAUUAUUUACGUUGCUAAAAGUUGUACUACUGUCUAGGGACAGGAAAGCCGAAUGUUUUAAAAUGUCCGACAGUUGUUGAUUUUCUCCAUUGUCUUAUUGCCUCAUAGAUGGAGCUAUGGAGUUGUCCUUUAUGAGAUUUUUACAAUAGGUAAUACUUAUUGACUAGUUUCAAUGAAUUAUAUUAGAUUAGCAACAGAGAAAGUCUUACGCCCACAAUAUGUUUCAAAUAGGUUGAUGUUUUAUAACAUGAAGGGUGACUAGGGUUAGCCACUAAUACUCGCUUGACUCUACUACCUUGUCCUAUGCAGCAACUGAUAUCUGUUAAAUGCAUUCGCGCGGGAGGUGUUUCGAAUAAUUGGGAAGGGUAAAAAUCAGGUAAGAAUCGAUCAUUGGCUUGGUACGAACUGACUCAAACUUGGGUACCAAACGUCUGGGUACGGAACGACCGGAUACCCUUUAAAAGGUGUUCUCCGUCUAAGAGGACGCGUCCCACGUCAUAUAUUAAUUUUGAUCAUUUCUUCAAUUCGCUGCAUAAAAAUCUAAGCAUAGAGUUAUGCUCGUGUUGCAAUAGUCUCCCAAGUUACUUUAUAUCAGGUGGUUCACCGUAUCCGCGGAUGGAUGGCAGGAAGAUUGCCAACUUACUUCAGCAUGGAUACAGAAUGCCUCAGCCACCACAUGUGGAUGAUAAGUUGUAAGUGCUAAAGUUUCUUUAAGACUGAUACUCUAAUGAGGCCUGAAAAUAUGUUACUGCGCCUUUGAUUCUACUGAGGUAUAUUUAGUAAGUAAUUAAAAAGCUUUAAUCCAAAGCAUCUUUUUCUUCUUCAGUAAUUAAAUUAAUCGCUUACUUUAUGGAAAUGUUCAUUCUUUAAAAUUUGAAAGAUAUCAGCAUAUCGAUUAGCAUAUCCACAUUCGAGAGAAUGACAAGUUAAACAUUUUUGUGCGAUAACAAUGAAUUCAUCGUGAAAACAACUCACGUGUUUCGUUUCAAUUUGAUUUAAUGUACUUUAUGUAUAUCAAGUACCAACCUGUGUUAUAUGAAACGUAGGUACGACAUAAUGUUGAGAUGUUGGCAAGAUGACCCGGGUACAAGACCAACCUUCUUUGAUCUAAGAAACCAGCUCAAAGCCAUGGAAACAUUGCACAAGGUAAACUUUUACAUCCAGUUAUAUUACGAGGGAUCAUUAUAAAAUACGUGGAGUGAUUUACUAAUAAAAUUCUUAAUAACAUCGAAGUGUUCAUGAUAAACGCGGCAACUAUGUACCUGUACUCUUCAUUAAGUUGCUUGAUCAGCCAACUAAGUACAACUGAAAACUUCGUUUCCUUAGCUGCCAUGGGUUUGAGCAUUUUAGAUGAGGUCAUGCAGAAAUAAAUAAUUCUUGAUGGACAUUAGAGAAAUCCUCUUAUACCUUUCUUUCGUCCACAGAGGCUGAUCAAUAUGAAAAUCUACGACAAGCAGUUGUACGCAAACGUUGAGGAUUUGGUAGAGUAGGCGACGACAAGUUUUCAGCAUUUGAGGAACGAGUUUAUUCUCCUCUCAUGGGCUAACGCUCUAAAAGAUAUAAGAUCAUAAGGCGAUUAAUUUCAAAGCUAAUUUUAAUGAAGUACUCACACCGUAGUAGCAGUUAACUUCAUUAAUUUAGUUUGCCUUCUAAUCAGUUUUAGUAUAAACCGGGCUUUGCAUGACUAAAACAAAACAUAUUAAACAAAAAUAAAAAAUGAGAAAAUUUUUUUCAAAACUGACAGGUAGUUUUGUUCUGUCAAGGAUCCUUUCAAACCGUUGACUGGGUAUGUAAAUUUAUAUUGCACGCUUAAGCAUGUAUUGGUAUUCGUAAUUUUAUCAGAAAUGUGCGUUUGAGCGACCAAGUUUCUAGAAUUGGUUCAAAAAAGGACAGCAAGGCAUGUAGAGGGUUUUAUAAGGAGAGAUCCUUCCUUUGGAGGAGGUUAUCUUUAUUAUCAUAAUCAUCAAUAUCAUUAUGACUAUUAUUAUUUUCAUUGUUUUCAUCGUUAUUAACAUUAGUAUUUUUACGAUAGUUAUAAUCAUAGAAAUUAUCGGCGGUCCAAUAAGCCAAUCACAUUUAAAGUUGCAGUUCAAAUCAACCAUUCAACAAUUUACACCUCCUUUGUCAGUCUUUUGAUGCAAAUUUUCCCUUUCUUUCAUAACUCGGCUUUUCUUCUUUUCUCGGAAUUUGUAAUUUUUGAUUGAUUGGUAAUAGGACUCGUGAUAAACAAAUCGGACUCCCGGUACGCAGUCGUCCGAUUUUGUUUUCACUCGUAUGAUUACAGACCGAAUUGGACUCCACUUUAUCCUGUUACCAUUACUUUUCAAUAUUAUUUUCAUAAUGAAUAUUCAGAUUUUUCUAAUUAUCGUAAUUUUUCUCACUCUUUUAUUUUCCUAUUACCAUGCAGGUAUUUUAAAUAUUUCUUGGUUCCUUUCAGAACCUCAUUGUUGAUCGACAGUAUAAAUAAGUAUCAGUUUGCUUAAUUCCAGCUAUAUAUUAGAAAUGCUUUCCGGUAAUUUCGUGUAUAGUCACGCAAU
This is a messenger RNA of Pocillopora meandrina, 17567 nucleotides long. NCBI's taxonomy places the organism in Eukaryota, Metazoa, Cnidaria, Anthozoa, Scleractinia, Pocilloporidae. The record is from the annotation of a GenBank genome assembly.